Colletotrichum karsti is the source of this 1098-nucleotide messenger RNA. RefSeq lists its product as uncharacterized. The transcript is spliced from 3 exons. The record is from RefSeq and is a predicted model, not a curated record. Gene Ontology annotation, molecular function: signaling receptor binding. Gene Ontology annotation, biological process: protein import into peroxisome matrix, docking. Bases 1 to 1098 code for a protein of 365 amino acids. Gene Ontology annotation, cellular component: peroxisomal importomer complex; peroxisomal membrane. Lineage: Eukaryota; Fungi; Ascomycota; Sordariomycetes; Glomerellales; Glomerellaceae.
AUGGCGAUUCGAGAGGAUAUCGUCGCUUCGGCGUACCCGAUCAUCAACGAAGUUCCUGCUCUUGAGACUAAUAUUGCCAUAGUUCUCCAGGACCCUAGCGUCGCAAGCUCGUCGAUUGACAACCGUGUGGCUUUCCUUCGAACUAAGAACCUCACCCAGGAGGAAAUCGAUGCUGCUCUCUCAAGAGUUGGCGCGCCCGUCGCAGCAGCGGCUCCUGCUCCGAUGCCUGUCGCUCAGCAGCAGCAACAACAAUACUAUCAGCCCCAACAAUACCCUCCACAAUACGCAGCGUGGCAGCCGCCGCCUCCACCCCCUAAGAGAGACUGGCGCGAUUGGUUCAUCAUGGCGACCGUCGUCGGCGGAGUUAGCUACGGUGCUUACACUCUGGCCAAGCGAUAUGUAUACCCGAUGAUCGCACCCCCGACCCCCGAAAAGCUCGAACAAGAUAAGAAGUCCAUCGAGGAGCAGUUCGACAAAGCAUUCGGACUGGUCGAGCAACUGGCAAAAGACACUGAGGCUCUUAAGGAGGCGGAGAAGGAACGAACCGAGAAGCUUGACACGGCUCUUUCCGAGCUUGAGUCUGUCGUGAAGGAGCUCCGGUCGGCGAACACGCGUCGGGAGUCAGAGACGCAACGAAUCAAGGACGAUGUGCAAGUCCUCAAGGCAUCCAUCCCGAAGGCCAUGGAAACGCAGAAGGAAGCCACGGACACCAGGCUCAAGGAAGUCAACUCGGAGCUGACAAGCCUGAAAACGUUGAUCACGCAGCGCAUGAGUGCGGGUACGGCCUCGACUGGUGCAAACGGUUUGCGCAACGGCGGAGUUGCUACACCCGCGUCCCCUGCGGUCAGCCGCCCUGCAACUACGAGCGACAACCAGGGAGGCAACAGUGAGGCUGCAAGCAAUGCUGAAACGCCCAAGACAACCAGCACGCCAACCGUCAACAGGCCAAACCCAUUUAGCGGAAAGCCGGGUGCGAAGGCUUCGAUCCCGGCAUGGCAGAUGGCCAUGGCCAACAAGGACUCGGCCGCGUCGCCGGCAGCCGCUAACGGAACGGAAGCCACCGAGGCCAGCUCGCAGCAGGAAGCAACGAGCUCUUAA